Dioscorea cayenensis subsp. rotundata (Guinea yam) is the source of this 779-nucleotide messenger RNA. Its product is annotated as RING-H2 finger protein ATL52-like. The coding region runs from base 116 to 691 and encodes 191 amino acids. The transcript has a single exon. The record is from RefSeq and is a predicted model, not a curated record. NCBI's taxonomy places the organism in Eukaryota, Viridiplantae, Streptophyta, Magnoliopsida, Dioscoreales, Dioscoreaceae. Gene Ontology annotation, biological process: protein ubiquitination.
UUCAUAUAUAUAAGUGUCCGUCAGCCUUAAAAACCUAACAAAUCAAACAACCCUCUUUACAUACCCCUCCACCCCCAAACUCAUUGGAAAUCUAUCCAAACCCCUAAAGGAAGUCAUGGUUCCAGCUGAGUCCCCAUGCUCACAACCAAAAAUUAUCUUCAUGCCAUUAAUCAUAGCUCUAUGUAUCAUUGUAUCAGUAGUUCUAGCUCUUCUAGCACUUCACUCUAUGAUCAUAAAACUCUGCAUGGGAGAACACCAUGAGGUAUCUCAAGAGUUCAGAGGAGUUAACAAGAAGGUAUUAGAGGCCAUUCAAGUCUAUGCUUACACUAAGAAUGAAGAUGAGCCUUUGGACUGUUCAGUGUGUUUGGGAGAGCUUGAAGAAGGAGAAUCAGUGAGAGCUUUGCCAAACUGUGGCCAUGUCUUCCAUGCUUAUUGCAUUGAUUCAUGGUUAGUUCAACAUUCAACUUGUCCUUUAUGUAGGCGUGGAAUAGUCAUUGUUGAGCCUUUGAUUGUGCACGGGGAACAUCAUGGUGAGUCAAGUGAUGAUGGUAGUGUUGUUCAUGAUUUUUCCUUUGCUAUGGUGAGGGAGAAGUUGAUGUUGAAAGGAGCAUUACUUAUGAGUUUUUUAGCUUUGUUUUCUUCUUAUGGUGUUGAGGAGAGGAGUGACUCUUCAUUUUCUAAUAAUGUUUGAUUUAUUAUUUGUAAAAUUAUAUAUUGUUUAAUUGUGUGUGUGUGUGUAUAUAUCAUAGUGUUGGCUAUUAUAUCUAGAGAUGUAUAUA